This is a messenger RNA of Lathyrus oleraceus (garden pea), 795 nucleotides long. RefSeq lists its product as uncharacterized. The coding region runs from base 1 to 795 and encodes 264 amino acids. Lineage: Eukaryota; Viridiplantae; Streptophyta; Magnoliopsida; Fabales; Fabaceae. The transcript is spliced from 2 exons. Gene Ontology annotation, molecular function: zinc ion binding; nucleic acid binding. The record is from RefSeq and is a predicted model, not a curated record.
AUGGAAGAGUCUCAGUCAAUUUCUGAUUAUUUUUCUCGAGUAUUGGCCAUAGUCAAUCAACUUAAAAGAAAUGGUGAAGAUGUUGAUGAGGUAAAAGUCAUGGAGAAAAUACUUCGCACUUUAAAUUCAAGUUUUGACUUCAUUGUUACCAACAUUGAAGAAAACAAGGAUUUAAAGACCAUGAAUAUUGAGCAACUCAUGGGUUCCUUACAAGCAUACGAAGAAAAACAAAAGAGAAAAAUUAAACAAAAGGAGGCUAUGGAGAAACUACUACAACUCAACAUAAAGGAAGCAAAUUAUGCGAAUUACAAGAGCCAAAGAGGACGAGGUCGUGGCCAAGAUCGUGGGCGUGGACGAGGACAUGGAGGAGAAGGAAGAGGCAGUUAUAACAACUACUCUAACAAUGGAGAAAGAAGUUGGAAUCCACAAGCAACAAGAGGUCGUGGAAGAGGAAAUUCAUGGUCGAGGUGUGACAAAUCACAAAUCAAGUGCUUCAACUGCAAAAAGAUCGGUCAUUAUGCAUCUGAGUGUAGAUUCUCGAAGAAAGUUGUGGAGAAAGCUAACUUUGUAGAAGAAAAAGGCAGAGAAGAAGAAACUUUGUUGCUCGCGUGCCAAAACCAAGUUGAAGAGAAAAGAAACAAAUGGUACCUCGACACCGGCGCAAGCAAUCACAUGUGUGGCGAUCGAAGCAUGUUCGUAGAGAUCAAUGAAGCGACAACUGGCAAUGUCUCAUUUGGAGAUGACUCAAAGAUACCGGUCAAAGGCAAAGGGCAACCUGAUGGAGGUGCAGCCUGA